Molecule: messenger RNA, 3387 nt
Organism: Penicillium paradoxum
Lineage: Eukaryota; Fungi; Ascomycota; Eurotiomycetes; Eurotiales; Aspergillaceae
Product: ankyrin repeat protein
Exons: 2
Coding region: 1-3387 (1128 amino acids)
Biological process (GO): protein localization to ciliary inversin compartment
Cellular component (GO): ciliary inversin compartment
Molecular function (GO): protein binding
Source: RefSeq, a predicted model, not a curated record
AUGGACCCAGUAUCCGGGAUUGGGCUUGCUUCUGCAAUUAUUCAGAUUCUAGGCGCGCUUACUUCGACUAUUCAUGACCUCCAUGAACUACAUGGGAAGUUCAGCGAUGCUGACUUUACAAUCCAUUCGCUUCUCCAGGAGUUGGCCUGUAUCGAGACAGCAAUCACGGGUCUGAAGGAAUGGGAACGGCUCAGUUCUCCCAAUACGAUGUCAUCGGGGGAAUUCAAGAAACAGCUCUUUACAGCCAUUAAUGGCUGCCUAAUCAUCAUGGAAGUUCUGUCUCAGGAUGCGAGGACUUUGGUUCACGGCACCCGCAAUGGCAGCACCCUUGGAUUUAGAUCGCGCAUUAGAGUCAUUUGGAACGAAGAUAUCAUGAAAGGAUACCAGGAGAAACUACACGCGCAAGUGAUGGCGUUGCAGCUAUUACUCCAAGUCUGCCAGUGUCAUACAUCACAAGAGCAGCUCCGCUUGUUGAGACAGGCAACGACUCAUCGCAUCAUGCGCAGGGUUCGCGACGAUACCGAAACACUGAUAUCCGCACGGAGUCAGACGAUGUCUAGCGCGGCAAGCAUGUCGCAGAACAGCAGUUUCACAGCCAGUGACCGAGUUUACGAUUUCAACGAUGCUCUAGCAGAUUUGUCGGUACAUCGCAGUUUACCCCAGGACCUCGUACCAUCAACUGGAGCCUUUAGUAGCCAGACCGGCAUCGGCAAUGGCCAAAGCUCAUUCACAGACGACGGCUAUACAGACAACCCUACACGCAAUAACAGCGUUAAGAUGCCGUCACUUGAUGCUGCUCCACACCCCCAGAAUCAGCUUCUCUUGCCCACAGGUCCAUCAGCGCCAGCACAUCCAGCUCACAGGAGAGCAAAAUCUUACCAAGAUGCGCCGCGUCCAGGCUUGCAGAAUAUGUACCGGAGCAAGUCAGAUACCAAGACAUCGCAGACACUUGAGAGAUCUUCUUCUAAGCUUGAAAGGAUAUCCUCUUUCCUUCGCUUGAAUACCUCUAGUCGUCUAAAUAUUGCCUCUUCGUCUUCCAAGCCCUCACCCAAAUUAGGCAAUGGCACACCUUUCACAAGGGUGAAGCCUAGACGAGAGCAAAAUCCCCAUAUCAGCAUUGAUCUGACCGGCGUGGAUGCUGCCUCUAUUCCACAGAUUGUGAAGGCUGCCCAAGCCGGUUCCGAAGGUGAGGUAGCAAAACUCAUCGAAUUUGGCGUUAAAAUUGAAGAGCGCCAUAAAAAGUCAGGUCGAAAUGCAAUGCUUGUUGCUGCGCACUGCGGAAAAGAUGAUGUUGUUGAGCUUUUGAUUCGGCAUCAUGCUCGACUAGAUGUGACCGAUGGGUCUGGCUGGACCGCACUACAUCUCGCAGCUUCGCGUGGGCAUUGCGGUGUCAUAAGCUUACUCAUGGAGGAGAGCGACAUAGCCGAGGUUCCAAAUCAUCAAGGUCGUACAGCACUGCGAAUUGCUGUUGACCGAAGCCAACACGAUGCCCUAAAAAUGCUGCUUAUGUAUAAUGCAAAGGUCAACGCUCGUGCUGAGAAUCAAAUGACUACUUUACACACUGCGGCAAAGCGAGGUGAUGCGGAAAUUGUGUACAUGCUCGUGUCAAACGGCGCUGAUAUCGAGGCCAAGGACGCUAGCAUGAUGUCGGCAUUGCACUAUGCAUGUGAAGCAGGCCAUGUCGAAGCUAUUGCAGUGCUUCUGGCUCACAAAGCUAAUAUAGAAGCUGCCGGUCGUGAUCGCAAGACACCAUUGAUAUGUGCUGCCGAAGCAGGCCGGUCCCAGGCUGUCGAAUUCCUAUUGAAAUCCAAACAAAAGGCUUCGUCAAGUGGCACGGAUGACAACGGGAUGACUGCCCUGCAUUGGGCUGCCUACAAUGGCCAUGAAGAGACAGUGGAAAUCCUGAGUCAGAAGAAAGGAUCUCUGACUAGGAUUAAUGCAAUGGGACAGACGGCUUUGCAUUUGUCCGUUAUUCAGACCCAAUUUGCUGUCGUUGAGUCAUUACUACGCAAGGGUGGCGGCGUCAACAGCCAAUGUGCAAUAGGUCUUACUCCGCUUCAUUAUGCCUGUAUGGCAGACAGUAUCGAGAUAGCAACGCUGUUACUUUUAGAGGGCGCUGAUAUUGAAGCAUUGGAAUAUCAACAUCAGCAAAGACCUUUGCAUAUCGCAGCAGCGCGGAGCUCAAUACGCCUUCUGGCACUUCUUUGUGAUAAAGGAGCUUCUUUAGAUGCCCGGGACAGCGUUGGAGAUCGGCCGCUUAGUGUAGCAUGUCGCCAUGGACAUGUGGCUGCAGUACAAACGCUUUUAGAUCGAGGAUCCCCUCUCUACCAGAAGAACCAAGCUACGUCACGCAGUGACUCUCCUCUAUGCCUGGCUGCCAUGGCAGGCCAUUUAAAUGUGGUCUCGCUGCUACUAGAGCGCGGCGCAUCGGCAUCCAAAAAGGACGAGGGCGGCUGGCAGCCAUUUCGCUAUGCGGCAUAUCAUGGCCAUCUGGAUGUACUUCAGGCGCUCUUGGCUCGCACAAUUAUACCCGACAUAGAUGUCCCAGAUAUCGUUCGCAUGCCGGAGACAAUUGGGUUCUCGCCAGAUCCCAUUGUCUCUGAGGAAUGCAAGGCGCGGGUGAGAGAACUUCUCAACCAGGCUUUGCCUGGCUCUAGGCUGAUGCAUCCAAGUCAUACUUCAAGUAUGCCCCAGAAUGUGGAUCAGGGGCAUUGUCCCACUCAACAUUUCGAGUCUCGCGAUUCACGAGACCGCGAAAGCUUUUUGCCUCAAGAGCUACCUGCAACCUUAGAGCAGGGUCUGCCUAGCAGCCGUUCAACAACUCCUGAGCGUAGCUAUCGGUCUGAGCCUCCACAGUCCAUCGAUUCCGUUUGGCAUAUUCGUAGGCGACCCGAUAAGAAAAUGUCACCGCCAGCAAAUGUGGAAAAUUCAUCCGUUAGCAAUGAUUCCCGUGGGGUAUCUCCUAUACGUCAACUUGAACAAGAUCCUGCUAGGAGGAUUUUUAGUCGGCCUCCACCUAGAGAAAAGCCACUAGUGUCGGCGACCUUCACUCCUUAUCAGAUCCCAGUCUUUCUUUCUCAAAUUACCCAGAGAUCUUCGGGGAUACUGUCUCGCUCCUCGAGGUCUAGAGGCUCUGCCGCCGAUACACCAGUGCAGUCACAUGAUCCCAAUCAAGAGAGUCGCACUCCUAGAACAAUUCCUCCUCAGCACGCAAGUGAGCUUCCGACUUGGAGGUCCGAAGAGCCAUCUGAACGUGCUCGGGAUAUCGUUGGUGAUCCCUCAGAUUCGGAUUCGGACUCGACAUCUUCAGUAUACACGGCACCAGAAGCAAAUACGGACGCUUAUGUUGUCUCGAGUAUGAAUCACCAGAACUGGCCGUUUAAAUGA